Equus quagga is the source of this 591-nucleotide messenger RNA. RefSeq names its product putative olfactory receptor 2B3. Gene Ontology annotation, cellular component: membrane. The record is from RefSeq and is a predicted model, not a curated record. The transcript has a single exon. Gene Ontology annotation, biological process: G protein-coupled receptor signaling pathway. Gene Ontology annotation, molecular function: olfactory receptor activity. NCBI's taxonomy places the organism in Eukaryota, Metazoa, Chordata, Mammalia, Perissodactyla, Equidae.
AUGUCCUUUGACAGAUACGUGGCGAUUUGCAGACCCCUCCACUAUGUAGUCAUCAUGAAUCAUUGGUUCUGUUUAAGAAUGGUAUCCUUCUCAUGGCUCAUUGGCUUCAGUAAUUCAGUGUUGCAGUCUUCCUUGACCCUUAACAUGCCACGCUGUGGUCAUCAAGAAGUGGACCACUUUUUCUGUGAGGUUCCUGCUCUUCUCAAAUUGUCAUGUGCUGACACAAAGCCUAUUGAGGCUGAGCUCUUUUUCUUUAGUGUAUUAAUUCUGCUAAUUCCUGUGACUUUGAUCCUCAUCUCCUAUGGCUUCAUAGCUCAAGCAGUAUUGAGAAUCAGGUCAGCUGAAGGAUGAAAAAAAGCUUUUGGAACAUGUGGGUCCCACAUGGUUGUGGUCUCUCUCUUUUUUGGAACAGGCAUCUACAUGUAUCUACAACCACCUUCAUCUACCUCUAAAGACUGGGGAAAGAUGGUUUCCCUCUUCUAUGGGAUCAUCACACCCAUGUUGAACCCUCUCAUCUAUAGCCUUAGAAAUAAAGAUAUGAAGGAGGCCUUCAAGAGAGUGAUGAGCAUCACCUUUUUCUAUAAGAAAUGA